AUAAAUAAUGUUACCCUCGUAUAGAAGAGCUACAAGACUAUCAAAAAAUCUCGAACGGUGUAUAAAACUACUCGAAAAAAGGACACUCACUUCACAGGAAGUCUUUGACAAGGAAGCAAAAUAUGCUGCUCAUAACUAUCACCCACUACCAGUAGCUUUACCCAAAGGACAAGGUGUCUUUGUUUGGGACGUGGAAGGUAAAAAAUAUUUCGACUUCUUAAGCGGCUACUCAGCCAAUAAUUUUGGACAUUGUCAUCCCAAAAUAUUAAAGGCAUUACACGAACAAAGCGCCGUUUUGCAUCACACCUCCAGAGCCUUCUUUUCAGACCAGUUGGGCCAAUAUGCUGAAGUGAUCACCAAGUUGUUUGGAUACGACAAAUUAUUGCCUAUGAAUACAGGUGUUGAGGCAGGAGAUACGGCUUGUAAACUAGCUAGAAAAUGGGGCUACAGGAAAAAGAAAAUCGCCAAGGACCAAGCAAAGAUUAUUUUUGCCGUGGAUAAUUUUUGGGGACGAUCAUUAGCUGCAUGUUCCUCAUCGACAGAUCCUUUAUGCUUUGAAGACUACGGACCAUUUCUACCGGGAUUCAGCUGCGUACCUUACAACGAUUUGAAAGCUUUAGAGAAAUCCCUCCAAGAUCCCUUAGUCUGUGCUUACAUGGUGGAACCCAUUCAAGGUGAAGCUGGCAUCAAAGUACCGGACGAAGGAUACCUCAAAGGUGUUAGAGAGUUGUGCACCAAAUACAACGUUCUUUGGAUCGCGGACGAAAUCCAGACUGGCUUGGGAAGAACGGGAAAAAGACUGGCUGUAGAUUACGAAAAUGUCAAGCCCGAUAUUCUAGUCCUUGGAAAGGCCUUGGGAGGUGGUGUGUAUCCGGUAUCAGCUUGUUUGGCUAACGAUGAUGUUAUGCUAGUCAUUGAACCAGGAACCCAUGGUUCUACCUUCGGCGGUAAUCCGUUAGCAUCAAAAGUAGCUAUAACAGCUCUAGAAGUUCUCGAAGAUGAAAAUUUAGCUGAAAACGCUUUUAAAUUAGGAGAAAUGUUCAGGGUAGAGUUAAGGAAAAAGCUGAACAAUGGAAAUCCGAUUGUGAUGGAUGUCAGAGGCAAAGGAUUAUUGAACGCUAUCGAUAUUAAUAGAAAUUGUAUACAUGCCUGGGACGUCUGUUUGAAGUUAAAAGAAAAUGGUUUAAUUGCCAAACAUACCCACGAAGAUAUCAUACGAUUUUCACCACCUCUAAUAAUCACUGAAGCGGAAAUGAAGGAAGCUAUUGAUAUUAUCGUAAGAACCAUUAACAAUAUUGAAGUAAAAACUCAAUAAACAAAAGUUUUAAACAAUUAACUGAAAGGGAUAUUUUCUUCUUGUAUUGUACUUCAAAUUCAGCCAGUUUAAGAUUUUUUUCGAUAAUUUCCAGGUGUUAAUAAAUUAUUAUUCAGUAAAAUGGUGACGAAAUAUUCUGCUGAUUUUAUAUCAUUCCAAAGGAAUAAUACUUUUUACAUUUUUAUGUUUUUUAUAUGUGUAUUUUUAUAAAAUAUGUUUAUAUUAAUAAUGUUAUCGGUAUUAAAAUUGUUAUUAUGG
Messenger RNA from Diabrotica balteata, 1573 nucleotides. The record is from the annotation of a GenBank genome assembly. Lineage: Eukaryota; Metazoa; Arthropoda; Insecta; Coleoptera; Chrysomelidae.